CGUGCUCUCUUCGUCUCAUUUUACCAGUCAGUUAAGUUCUGUAUCUUCAGGAUGAAGGGCGACCUGUUUGAGUCGACGUCCUGUCAAGUGGUUCACGAUGUCUUCGCGGACGUUCUUUCCGCAGGUCUCAUCGUGGGCCUCAUCAUCUCCUAUGCUCCUCAGCACCUACGGAUAAUCAACAAAGGCUCCUCAGAAGGUUUCAGUCCAUGGUUCCUUCUCCUGGGGAGCACGUCGUCUGCCUCCGGCAUGCUGAACAUUGUCGUCAAGCAAUGGGGCGUGAUUAGUUGCUGUCGCGUCUGGAGCUUUGGGACUUGCCUAGAAGCUGCUGCUGGUGUCAUACAGGUCGCCCUGCUAUGGCUCCUCUUCGACAUCAUCCUCGUGCUUUACAUGAUAUACUACCCACCUCACCUCAAAUACCUCACUGUCACUAUCGACUCGCAUGAUUCACGAUCGAUCCGACCGGAUUCACCGCAACGCCUGAGGACAAACGUGAAGACAGAUGAAUGGCGGACUUCUGUCAUCUUAGCAUGGGUUGUUCUCAUUCACCUAAUCCUCAUCACCUUCGUAACUUUCCUUCUCCUCUCAUUCACCCAAACCGAAGCCCACUCCACACAACUCGAUAUAUGGGCUACCUUCCUAGGCCUAUUUUCCGGCGGUGUUGCCGUUUUACAAUACUAUCCCCAACUGCUUAGGACGUACAGGACGAAGCUAGUGGGCGCGCUUAGUAUACCGAUGAUGGUAAUCCAGACACCGGGUGGACUGGUCAUGGUGCUUUCUAUUGCCCUCCGGCCUGGAACGAACUGGACGAGUUGGAUAAUGUACCUUGUCGCCGCCAUCAUGCAAGGCAUCCUUCUUGUCCUCUGUCUUGCUUGGAAACGCCGCCAACAUCGUCUCGGCAUCGACGACUUCGGCGUUCCAAUCCCUUCCAUCCACAGCCACGACAACGGGCCUGGAGGCUCUGAGGUUCCUGUGAGAGUCGGAAUGAGGAGAGGUAGUGGGGUCGAAGAUGGGGAGACCGUGGGAGAUGCAGUCGAGGAGGCAGUCGAGGGAAGUAUUGUAGAUGAGGAAGGGGCUAUGUUCGGCCGCCAGGAAGGAAAUGGAAGCGAGAGGACUGAUGUGUCUAGUGGCCAGGAUGAGAGGACGGCGUUGUUGGGGAAGAAAGAUGAAGGGGAGAGGAAGGGAUUGUGGGGUAGGUUAACUGGCUGGGCGAAGUGAUUGAUAGAGGUCUACCGUGCAGGAAGUCAUGAAUUUCCUUGACUAGUGGAUCGCGGAUGGACUGGUACAUAUCGUGGACGGAUACAUGGGAGUUAUGUUAUAGCCUAGGAAGAUGAACACACUAAUAUUUGCUCUUCCUGGCUUACAACCAGCCAUU
Molecule: messenger RNA, 1372 nt
Organism: Stereum hirsutum FP-91666 SS1
Lineage: Eukaryota; Fungi; Basidiomycota; Agaricomycetes; Russulales; Stereaceae
Exons: 9
Coding region: 52-1215 (387 amino acids)
Source: RefSeq, a predicted model, not a curated record